Messenger RNA from Siniperca chuatsi (mandarin fish), 2605 nucleotides. RefSeq names its product DET1 partner of COP1 E3 ubiquitin ligase (gene det1). Gene Ontology annotation, cellular component: nucleus; cullin-RING ubiquitin ligase complex. The coding region runs from base 264 to 1919 and encodes 551 amino acids. The record is from RefSeq and is a predicted model, not a curated record. Gene Ontology annotation, molecular function: ubiquitin-like ligase-substrate adaptor activity; ubiquitin protein ligase binding. The transcript has 9 exons. Lineage: Eukaryota; Metazoa; Chordata; Actinopteri; Centrarchiformes; Sinipercidae. Gene Ontology annotation, biological process: protein ubiquitination; positive regulation of proteasomal ubiquitin-dependent protein catabolic process.
CUUCUUCUGCGGUUCCUCCGCGGCUCACUAACAACAAACAUAGAGGCUCUUUGAUAUUUAAAUACUUCAGGCAGUCGGAUAUUUAUAGAAAUGUGAUAGGUUACAGAUACUUUUGCACUUAUAAACGAAGCUGGACGUUUCCCCACUAACGUGAGAAAACACAGCUAAUGGGACUUUACUUGUGAUGUAGUCAUUUCACCAUACUGGCCGCCUGUAUAACUACCUUCUGAGGAGGGGUUUUAGAUAAUUCUCUGAACACAGCUAUGGAUGAGGACACCCCAACCCUGAAGCCCAGACGGAUCCAGAAUCAAAACGUGGUUUACCGUCUUGAGAGGCGCAGGAUCUGUUCGGGCCGACCCGGAGCACACUGGUACAGAGUACGUUGCUUCCACCAGAACCUUUUUCCCAACUUCACUGUGGUCAACGUGGAGAAGCCCCCCUGCUUCCUUAGGAAAUUUUCACCAGAUGGACGCUGCUUCAUCGCCUUCUCUUCUGACCAGACUUCUCUGGAGAUAUAUGAAUACCAAGGCUGCCAGGCGGCUCAGGACCUGCUGAGAGACCAGGAGGGAGAGACUCUUCUAACAGCCAAUGACCAGCGUUCCCUCAACAUCCGAGGCCGCCUGUUUGAGCGCUUCUUCUCCUUGCUCCACGUCACUAAUGUGGCCUCAAAUGGAGAACACCUCAACCGGGAGUGCAGCCUCUUCACAGACGACUGUCGCUAUGUCAUUGUUGGGUCGGCUGUGUACGUCCCAGAGGAGCCGCCGCCUUACUUCUUUGAGGUGUAUCGGAACAACGAAUCUGUGACUCCCAACCCCCGGUCUCCUCUAGAAGACUACUCGCUCCACAUAAUCGACCUCCACACUGGCAGGCUGUGUGACACCAGGUCCUUUAAGUGUGACAAGAUCAUCCUGUCCCACAACCAGGGCCUCUACCUCUACAGGAACAUCCUGGCUGUGCUGUCGGUCCAGCAGCAGACCAUCCAUGUGUUUCAGGUCACUCCAGAGGGAACAUUUCUAGAUGUAAGGACUAUUGGGCGUUUCUGUUAUGAGGAUGACCUCCUGACUCUUUCAGCAGUUUACACUGAGGCUCAGGCCGAGAGUCAACCGGGCUUCCCUCGCCUGUACACUGACAAAACCAUCAACUCCCUCAAGCACAGGUUGCUGGUCUACCUGUGGAGGAGGGCUGAGCAGGACGGCAGCGCCACCGCCAAGAGGAGGUUCUUCCAGUUUUUUGAUCAGCUGAGGAGGUUGAGGAUGUGGAAGAUGCAGCUGUUGGAUGAGCAUCACCUCUUCAUUAAAUACACCAGUGAAGAUGUGGUCACACUGAGAGUCACCGACCCCUCACAGCCGUCGUUCUUCGUUGUGUACAACAUGGUCUCUACAGAGGUGCUGGCCGUCUUUGAGAACACCUCCGACCAGCUGCUGGAGCUGUUUGAGAAUUUCUGCGACCUGUUCAGAAACGCUACGCUGCACAGCCAGGCCGUCCAGUUCCCCUGCUCCGCUUCAUCCAACAACUACGCACGGCAGGUCCAGAGAAGAUUCAAAGACACCAUAGUGAACGCCAAAUAUGGCGGGCACACCGAGGCGGUGCGUCGGCUGCUGGGUCAGCUGCCCAUCAGCGCCCAGUCCUACAGCAGCAGUCCUUACCUCGACCUCUCCCUUUUCAGUUAUGAUGACAAGUGGGUGUCAGUGAUGGAAAGGCCCAAGACCUGCGGAGACCACCCCAUCAGGUUUUACGCACGGGACUCCGGCCUGCUGAAGUUUAAGAUCCAGGCAGGCCUGCUGGGACGGCCGGUAAAUCACGCCGUGCGACGCCUGGUUGCCUUCACCUUCCACCCCUUCGAACCCUUUGCCAUCUCUGUCCAGCGCACCAACGCAGAGUACGUGGUCAACUUCCACAUGAGGCAUGUCUGUGCGUGAGGAGCUUGUGUAUGUCUGCAACAAACUAAACUGUGAGCCUGUGGACUCACACUUGGAAUCAAAUUGCAGGACCGCUGGGCUUCUGUUAACAGCUACUGGUGACAAUACAACAAACAUGUCCUCCAUCAGGAGGCACAAAACAGUUGUUUUGUUAGUCGCCCUCUCCUCCUCCAGAGAAAUCAGUUUUCCUCUCCCUGCAUUGUCCUCCUGCUGGAAACCACUGUUCCUCUCCUCUUUCCCCCUUCAUCACACAGUGGUCACUCCACUUCCGCCAGUCCUCCUCCUCCAUGAGAAGGCAGCAAUUCUGCCUUUUCCUUUCGUCUGCAACGCUUCACCUCCUCUUUCCCCCUUCCUCCACAGAACAAAGAGGGACCUGUAGGGAGGGGAGGCUGGAAUAAGUGUAAAUGGAGAUGUAGAGAGAAUGAUUGAUAUGCGACAAAGGUGGGAACCAUAGGUAGCCAGACCUCUUAGAAGGAACCAAAGGUGUUUUCUUUUUCCUAUCGUGCACUGAAAGCUGCACAUUCAUAUCAGAAUUGCUUAUCCAAUUGGUCCGUGACCAGCUGUCCAACAAACUCUUUUUUUCUUACAUGGAUGGUGGAGAGGUAAUUUUAUAUUAUAUUGUUUUUACACUUUUUACAUAUUACUGCUUGUAUAUAUUUUAUGCCAAUAAAAUUGUCUACAUUUUG